AGGAUAUCUUUUGGCUGUUGAUCAGUGUAAUAUGGCAAGUGAGCCAUACAGCAAAACCUCACAAAAUGAACAACGUUGCGUGCUCCUUGCUAACGUUUGUUGGAUAUUACACUUAAUAUAGGCCAGGAAAUUAAAUAGGCGAGAAGUUUAUGGAUUCCGGAUCAGAGCAUUAUUUCGACUCCGUAGAAGAGAUUUACGAUUUUGCCGAAUCUUCACCGUCGAUGAAACUAUUGCCGAAAAAUGAUAAUGAUGAAAUAACAGAGGAUGAUAUCAUACCGUACUACGAUAAAGCUACAUGUAAAACGGAAAUAAAUUUAGAUAAGCAUUUAUCCGCAUUAACCAGAAAAAAGAAGUCUCCAAACAAGCCCGUUCCCCAGGAGUACUCUCAAUGCAGGCUCAAAAGCAAAUCGUAUUUAGAUAUCUUUCGGAAGAGAUUUAGUUUGGACAUUUCAAACGCUCAGCAAGAUACGCAAACUAUUAGCAGUUGUUGCUUGGAUUUCGAUGAUAACGUUGACUCGAUUUACAUCAAAAGCGGAUACCAGGGAUUGUCUUCCAGUCGUAAUUCUUCCAGAGAUCAAGACCUUGCCCUAUCGCUGAGUAAUUUAAACACAUACAAAGAGACAGACUGUGAGCCGACAACAAUUCAGUCAAAAUACCAAUUUAGCGGUCACAAAAAACGUUCAUCUACGACAAUAACAACAAACGUACCUGUUCUAGGGAAACUAGGUCAAGUUAUACCUACUGAUAAGUUAGAGCUCUUGAAGAAGAGGCAACAGUAUGGAAUGAAAGCCAGUCGGAUUAAUAGGAUUAAAAUAAUAGAGAAGAAAGCUUUAAAAGAUCUAGAAAAAGAAAUUAAUGAAUCUAAAAUAGGAUGUAAAUAAUAGCAGUGGUUUUAAUAAAUACUUGGAAAGACA
Molecule: messenger RNA, 914 nt
Organism: Acanthoscelides obtectus
Lineage: Eukaryota; Metazoa; Arthropoda; Insecta; Coleoptera; Chrysomelidae
Source: the annotation of a GenBank genome assembly